Macrobrachium nipponense is the source of this 822-nucleotide messenger RNA. Its product is annotated as ciliogenesis and planar polarity effector 1-like. The transcript is spliced from 5 exons. NCBI's taxonomy places the organism in Eukaryota, Metazoa, Arthropoda, Malacostraca, Decapoda, Palaemonidae. The coding region runs from base 88 to 822 and encodes 244 amino acids. The record is from RefSeq and is a predicted model, not a curated record.
UUUUUAUCAUUUGGAGUCCUUGUUUUCAGGUAUGAAAUCUUGUGCAUGGAUUUGAAUACAAACAGUAAUUAGAUUCAGGGAUGUAUCAUGCACAUCCCACUGUAUUUAUCAUGCGAUACUCUCAACAAGGCAAAGAGGCCAUGGUCAAGUGUUUGCUGGAUUGGACAGGAAACAGGCAUUGUAUAUUCCUUUACAAAUGGAUAUGUGACUCAGGUACAAUUACAAACAAGCAGUUCUCAUGGAAUUUCCAAGUUAAAUAAGCUUGCCAAGAAUGCGUCUGUUAUUAACACCACAUUUCAGGGAACUAUUGUGUAUGGGGUACUCCUCUCAGGAGACUUAUUUUUCUGGGACCAAAAAACAAAUAGAGUGAAUUAUGUUAAAGGACUUCCAGAACUUAGUUCUCACUUAUCUUUGACAAAUGUUGACGAUUAUGUCGGACCUUUCCAUGGUAUUUUAGACAAGUUUAAACUUCAUCAUGAAGAGCAUGAAGGUGUUGAGCUCAAGGAGAGUGGAGAACAGGGUACUCACUGUGAAGUUCCCAUGCAUCAACGGGCAAAGAUAUUUGCAUCUGACGACUGUUCGAAGGUUAUUGUUGUGGUUGGUGCUAGUCAGAUUUAUGUUUGGUUGAAAGAUAUCAUACAACAUAAUGAACACCAAGAAUUUUUGUCUGGGGUGUGGUCUGUAGCAGCAUGUCCUAGUGAUGUUUUUUUACCGAGUCAGUCUUCAAAAGAAACUGAAAUAUCAUCCUGCUUCUGUAAUGAGGCUGUAAGUUAUGACAAUAUUUUGUUUGUUAGUACGUAUUGUGGUAUUACUUGCUUAUAG